Verticillium nonalfalfae is the source of this 2466-nucleotide messenger RNA. RefSeq lists its product as uncharacterized. Gene Ontology annotation, molecular function: protein binding. The record is from RefSeq and is a predicted model, not a curated record. Lineage: Eukaryota; Fungi; Ascomycota; Sordariomycetes; Glomerellales; Plectosphaerellaceae. Bases 1 to 2466 code for a protein of 821 amino acids. The transcript is spliced from 5 exons.
AUGGACCUCGUCGCGGGCCUCGUGGCGACACCCUUUCGGGAAAUCGUCGUCAAGGCCGCCACAGCCGUUGAGAAUGCCGGCGAUGACAAGGACAUGCUCACCGAGGGCCAGAGGCUCGGCCGGGGCGCGGACCGUAUCCUCAAGGCGAUUGAGCCCCUGUGCGAUCGAAUGCUGGCCGACCACGGCGCUGCAUUCAUUGAUGCUCUGAAGGAGAACAAUGAUAUUGCAGGCUACCGAUCGCGCCUUGAUCUGCUACUGUGGGACUUUGACGAUGUCAUUACGGCCGCAGACUACGACCGGUCAAAGUUUAUCGAGCUGCAGGCCUUGUGCAAGGAGGCUGGUCUGGCCAUUCGCGAGAUACUCAUGCGCAUGAGGCUCGAACCGGCGGCCAAGGACCCCCCUGAACCUGUGUCUCCUGCUUCGACAUACACGGCACAGAUGCCUGGUCGCCAGCCCAGCCUGCCUACGCCAACGGCAGUCGAGGAGCCCCAGCCUAUCUUGGCACCAGUCCCAGCUCCUUUGCCUGACGAACUGUCAGCGCCGGCGCCCAGCACUCCUGAGCCCAAGGUCGAAGAGCCGGGCGUGCCACCACCGCCUCCGCCGGCCGCCAACCCCUGGGCGCUACGCAUGCCACCCCCUAUCGCCACGGGCGCUGCCGAAGAGCUUUCGCCUGUUGUCGUUGUUGAGCGCCGCCGCCCUGUCUCGGCCAUUGACUCUCCUGUCGAACACAUGUCGCCUGUCGCCUCACCCGCUGUUGUCGAGAACGACCGUGACCGAAGAUCCUCCUUUCACACGCCCCGGCGGCUCGAUAUCGGCGUCGACCACAUGAUGCAAGAAUCUACCGACCGCCGCCACCUCACCGUCUCACCCGACCUGGUUGCCGCCCCAACAGCAGAAAAUUCAACAUGUGCCACCGAGAGAUCCUCCUUCUCAGGUCGCGCUCGCUCCUUUACGGGAACCAUCCCGGAAGAGACUGCCGUCGAAGACGCCGAGGCACCCCCCUUCGUCGGCGCCACCAUUCUCCCGAGCCACGUCUACCACCGCUACUCCCACACCAGCAACCAUUCUUCCGAUCACUCGCACCCCUCGCGGCAGCGCUCUCAGGAGUCUCUACACAGCUCUGUAUUUGAUGGCCGCCGUGACGACACCACCUCGCCCGCCAUGAUGGAUCACCGCGCGUCCAUCACGUCGAUGCAGGCGCCAGAGGAGAGCCUCUCGCGUGCGCCGACGAUCCCGGCUAAUUUCCCACCUGGGAUCCACGACGGCAUUGAAGCCGUGCCGACGAACCAGAGUGGUUAUUCAGAACUCAUUCCGGUGGAUGCGGCGACUACAGAAGUGGGCGUCGUCUCGAGCCCGCCGCGGCGGGAGCAGGACUGCAGCAUUGGACUGUCGAGCUCGUUUUACCUGUACAAGGGAUUCUGCGAGGGAGCCAAGGAUGUCAUGCGAGGAGGCAUCGGUAUCAAGAAGACAAAGAAGCCAGGCUUUGCAGGGAUGCACAUCAUUGCGCGGUGCUCCCAUUGCUUUUACGAGACGGACUUUCAGCACGUCGAACAGGAUGUCAAAAACAAGGAGGAGGCAAACUACCACUCGCAGGGGAUCGGCUAUCGCAUUCGGUUCCUGCAAAAGAGCCACAUUGCCACGAAGCGCGCCGACGAGACGCUCUAUGGGUGCGUCUUCUGUAUCGAGGCCCAGGCCACGACGGAGCCGAGCGAUGCGACGGUCUUCUUCACGCAACGAGCCCUAUUCGAGCAUCUCGCGCGCCAUGCGCGACCGCUGCCUCACGUCAAGGGCCUCGCGGUCGUCGACGGCGGGGAGGUUCCGUUCAACCUGAGGAACAACUACGAUCUGCACUUCAAGAUGCCGCCGUCGCGGUCUCCGCUUGCGGGGCAGGAAGAUGAGAUUGCGACCCAGGCUACGGGGCGGGCGCGGACGACAGUCAAGAGGAUGUACGGGAUGCGGAUGCUUGGGGACCGCACACCGGCGUUUGAACUCGCAGAAGGGGCUCGGGUCGUGGGCAUUGAGUUCCCGGCCAAGUACGAGGGAGAGUGGGCCAUGGGCUGGCACGACGGCGAGUACAAGAGCGUGCCCGUCGACGUGCUGAGGCUCGAGGUGCCAGGGCGGGGGCAGGUCAGGAUGGGAGCGGCGAGCGGUGUCGAGGCCGUGGCGAAGUGGCGGUUUGCGCCGAAGGGGAAAGACGCUGACUGGCUGCGUUUCGACAAGGGCGAGGUCAUUACCAACAUUACCUGGUCCUCCGAAGAGCACUGGUGCUGGUCUGGCAAGAACAACAAGGGCCAGUGGGGGUUGUUCCCGCAGAUUUUUGUCGAUUCGAACACGGUGCGGGAGCUCGGGCAGUCUGAACGGGCUGGAGACCGAAGGGGCUCGGCCGGGAUGCUCGCGAGGCUGGCGAUAAGAAAGGGAUCGCUGCGGCCGUCAAGCUUCACGGGACCGUCACGGGGACUGUACUAG